Trematosphaeria pertusa is the source of this 665-nucleotide messenger RNA. RefSeq lists its product as uncharacterized. The coding region runs from base 215 to 598 and encodes 127 amino acids. Lineage: Eukaryota; Fungi; Ascomycota; Dothideomycetes; Pleosporales; Trematosphaeriaceae. The transcript has a single exon. The record is from RefSeq and is a predicted model, not a curated record.
GUAGGGAUUGAACGAGAUUAACGAGACGAGAUAAAAGCACGCAGUUCCUCAUCGCGCUUGAACUUGAUCGUUCAGAGGCCGGAUAUCUAUGCCACUUACCUGGUGUGCGUGCUGCAAAAUGCAUGCUCUCAGCAUCCCAGAUUGACCUUACCUGACUCUAUGUCUGCAUUCGCGGUGAUGUGUCGUCUUCUAGGAUGCGCGGCGCCGCCUGUUCAUGCGUCCACCAACGUACCGAAGAGACCCUUUAUCCCUUCCUGCUCUGCUUCUUGUUUCUGUAAUAUGUCUGAGCGUUUGCGGGGGUGUUCAAGCGUCCAUAUCGGCGACCCGCUGCCGCAAUACACGCUGUUCCCGGUCGAGAUGCACACAGGCCUUCGCGCUCGAAGCCCGUUGUAGUCCCAGAAUCCGGUCUCGUAGAACAGAUUAUGCUCCAUAUGCGUCAUGCGCGAUCCGCGGGCCGCCCAUGAGGUGCAGGGGGUUUACAUCCUCGCCGUAUCGCCGCUCCGUCCGCUUCGACCCUGGGCCUGGGGCCGCUGGUGUCAACGCUGUUCUAUCCUCUCUGCAGCAUCCACAGUCCGUUGAAUCUGCCAUGUAUGCUUGAGAAGUCGUGUGCUGUUCCUUCCGAUCGCCGCACGUCUGAACUGCGGCGCUCGUAUAGCGGCCCUCCG